AUGGCUAGCUCAAUGGUCAUCAAGGUUGCUUGCUUGGCAAUGAUGUGCAUUGUUUUGGGUGUAACACUAACCCAUGCUGUUCCCACUUGUGGCCAGGUGACAAGCACUGUAACACCAUGCGUUUCGUAUCUAAUUGGAAGCGGUAGUGCAGUCCCUGCACCAUGCUGCAAUGGGGUUAGGACCUUAAACAACCAAGCCAAAACCACACCUGAUCGUCAAGCUGUUUGUAGAUGCCUCAAACCAAUUGCUAAGAACAUUGGUGGAUUGAAUCCUGAGAAACUUGCUAGCCUCCCUGGCAAGUGUGGAGUUAACUUUCCCUACAAGAUCACUGCCUCCAUUGAUUGCAACAAGUAUGAUCAAGUGAGGAGCUUACGUACGUGA
Molecule: messenger RNA, 381 nt
Organism: Gastrolobium bilobum
Lineage: Eukaryota; Viridiplantae; Streptophyta; Magnoliopsida; Fabales; Fabaceae
Product: non-specific lipid-transfer protein 1-like
Exons: 2
Coding region: 1-381 (126 amino acids)
Biological process (GO): lipid transport
Cellular component (GO): membrane
Molecular function (GO): lipid binding
Source: RefSeq, a predicted model, not a curated record